Messenger RNA from Phalaenopsis equestris, 850 nucleotides. RefSeq lists its product as uncharacterized. The record is from RefSeq and is a predicted model, not a curated record. The coding region runs from base 60 to 434 and encodes 124 amino acids. NCBI's taxonomy places the organism in Eukaryota, Viridiplantae, Streptophyta, Magnoliopsida, Asparagales, Orchidaceae. The transcript has a single exon.
CCUCCCCCAUCUCCAUUUCCCCCUUUCCCUCUUCUUCUUCUCCCACAUCUCCUCCACAAAUGGAUCACAUCACCAAUCUCCAAAAACAGAGAUCCCUCUCUUCCAUCGCCGGCCUCUGGCUCGCCGCCGAUCGCCGGAGAACCAUUAACUGCGGCGGAGCCGGGGACUAUGCCGAAUUGUAUCCCUCGAAGCGCUCCUCAACGCUGGGAAGGCUAUUACAGUUGAAAAAACUAUGGCGGAAGGUGAUGAGGAAGAAGAGAAGAGUCUUCGAUUCUUCUUCUCCGACGGCGGCCUCUAAGGUUUCUUAUGAUUUAGAGACAUAUGCACAGAACUUCGAUGAAGGGGCGGCGGCCACGGAGCCGGAGAACUUAUCGCGAUCUUUCUCCGCCCGAUUCGCGGCGCCGCCGGAACUGUUGAGGAGGAUGGGUGGAUGAUAUCUUUUGUGAUUUGUUCCCUCUCUUUUUUGUCUUUUUUUUCCUUUUUUUUUUUUUUUCGGACUCUAUUUUAAGAGAGAUUAUUACGUGCAGUGAUAAGUAUGUGCAGAUUAAUAGCAUCCGUAUAUCCGGAGUACACUGUAACUACACUCCGAGCAGACCCAUCUGCACAUAAUCUCUCUUUUUGUGUUGGAUAUCACUUUGAGCGAAGCAAGAAGAUGAAAGUAUAAUUAAGAAAUAUUUCUAUGUUAGUGAUCUCUCUCUUUGAGAAAAAUUUACGUACGUAAGACAUACACAACGCUACGUAUGUCUGGGAGGUUAUUCAGAGGGUAUUGGGGGGUUAUAUCUGCAUUAUACCCUUGUAAGAUAUCCGUAACCUAUCUGUAACCUACAAAAUCUAUAGAUAUAUGAAAACA